Molecule: messenger RNA, 8574 nt
Organism: Neogale vison (American mink)
Lineage: Eukaryota; Metazoa; Chordata; Mammalia; Carnivora; Mustelidae
Gene: NSD1
Product: nuclear receptor binding SET domain protein 1
Exons: 23
Coding region: 185-8287 (2700 amino acids)
Biological process (GO): regulation of DNA-templated transcription
Cellular component (GO): nucleus; chromatin
Molecular function (GO): protein binding; histone H3K36 methyltransferase activity
Source: RefSeq, a predicted model, not a curated record
AAUAGGCCGGGGCAGGUCGCGCUCGCUGCCUUCUCCCCUGAAGAGAGACGCGGGGGGAGGGGGGUGCGGCGAGCGGCUCCGCUCUCUCCCCAAGGCUCCGCUCGCGCCCCAGUGUAAUGAGGGUCACCCCCUCCCCCCAGCCUGCCCGGGAGGGGGCGCGGGGCACGGUUGAUGCUGGCGCAGGAUGGAUCAGACCUGUGAACUCUCUAGAAGAAAUUGUCUGCUGCCCUUUUCCAACCCAGUGAAUUUAGAUGCCCCUGAAGACAAGGACAGCCCUUUCGGUAAUGGUCAAUCCAAUUUUUCUGAGCCACUUAAUGGGUGUACUAUGCAGUUAUCGACUGCCAGUGGAACAUCCCAAAAUGCUUAUGGACAAGAUUCUCCAUCUUGUUACAUUCCACUGCGGAGACUACAGGAUUUGGCCUCCAUGAUCAAUGUAGAGUAUGUAAAUGGGUCUGCUGAUGGAUCAGAAUCCUUUCAAGACCCUGAAAAAAGUGAUUCAAGAGCUCAGUCGCCAGUUGUUUGCACUUCCUUGAGUCCUGGUGGUCCAACAGCACUUGCUAUGAAACAGGAACCCUCUUGUAAUAACUCCCCUGAACUCCAGGUAAAAGUAACAAAGACUAUCAAGAAUGGCUUUCUGCACUUUGAGAAUUUUACUUGUGUGGACGAUGCAGAUGUAGAUUCUGAAAUGGACCCAGAACAGCCAGUCACAGAGGAUGAGAGUAUAGAGGAGAUCUUUGAGGAAACUCAGACCAAUGCCACCUGCAAUUAUGAGCCUAAAUCAGAGAAUGGUGUAGACGUGGCCAUGGGAAAUGAACAAGACAGCACAUCAGAGAGUAGACACGGUGCAGUCAAAUCGCCAUUCUUGCCAUUAGCUCCUCAAACUGAAACACAGAAAAAUAAGCAAAGAAAUGAAGUGGACGGCAGCAAUGAAAAAGCAGCCCUUCUCCCAGCCCCCUUUUCACUAGGAGAUACAAACGUUACUGUAGAAGAGCAAUUAAACUCAAUAAAUUUAUCUUUUCAGGAUGAUCCAGACUCCAGUACCAGUACAUUAGGAAACAUGCUAGAAUUACCUGGAACUUCAUCAUCAUCUACUUCACAGGAAUUGCCAUUUUGUCAACCCAAGAAAAAGUCUACGCCACUGAAGUAUGAAGUUGGAGAUCUCAUCUGGGCAAAAUUCAAGAGACGUCCAUGGUGGCCCUGCAGGAUUUGUUCUGAUCCAUUGAUUAACACACAUUCAAAAAUGAAAGUUUCAAACCGGAGGCCCUAUCGACAGUACUACGUGGAGGCUUUUGGGGACCCUUCAGAGAGAGCCUGGGUGGCUGGAAAAGCAAUCGUCAUGUUCGAAGGCAGACAUCAGUUUGAAGAGCUACCUGUUCUUAGGAGAAGAGGGAAGCAAAAAGAAAAAGGAUAUAGGCACAAGGUUCCUCAGAAAAUUUUGAGUAAAUGGGAAGCCAGUGUUGGUCUUGCUGAACAGUACGAUGUUCCCAAAGGGUCGAAGAACCGACGAUGUGUCACCAGUUCAAUCAAGUUGGACAGUGAGGAGGAUAUGCCAUUUGAGGACUGUGCAAAUGAUCCUGAAUCAGAACAUGACCUGUUACUUAAUGGCUGCUUGAAAUCUCUGGCUUUUGACUCUGAACAUUCUGCAGAUGAGAAGGAAAAGCCUUGUGCUAAGUCUCGAGCCAGGAAGAAUUCUGAUAAUCCAAAAAGGACUAGUAUGAAAAAGGGCCACAUGCAAUUUGAAGCACAUAAGGAAGAACGAAGGGGAAAGAUUCCAGAGAACCUCGGCCUAAACUUUAUUUCUGGGGAUGUAUCUGAUAAGCAGGCCUCUAAUGAACUUUCCAGGAUAGCAAACAGCCUCACAGGGUCCAGCACUGCCCCAGGAGGUUUCCUGUUUUCUUCUUGUGCGAAAAACACGGCAAAGAAAGAAUUUGAGACUUCAACUUGUGACUCUUUACUGGGUUUGUCUGAGGGUGCCUUGAUCUCUAAACGUUCUGGGGAGAAGAAGAAACUCCAACGAGGUUUGGUGUGUAGUUCAAAAGUGCAGCUCUGUUAUAUUGGAGCAGGUGAUGAAGAAAAGCGAAGUGAUUCUAUUAGUAUCUGUACUACUUCUGAUGAUGGAAGCAGUGAUCUGGACCCCAUAGAUCACAGUUCAGAGUCUGAUAACAGUGUCCUUGAAAUUACAGAUGCUUUUGAUAGAACAGAGAGUAUGUUAUCUGUGCAGAAACAUGAAAAGGUAAAGUAUACUAGGUAUCCUGCCACAAACACUAAGGUAAAAGCAAAGCAAAAGUCCCUCAUUACUAACUCACAUACAGACCACUUAAUGGAUUGUACUAAGACAGCAGAGCCUGGAACUGAGACAUCUCAGGUUAAUCUCUCUGAUCUUAAAGUAUCUACUGUUGUCCGCAAACCCCAAUCAGAUUUUAGAAACGAUGGUUUCUCUCCAAAAUUCAACACACCAUCAAGCGUUUCCAGUGAGAACUCACUAAUAAAAGCUGGGGCUACAAAUCAAGCUCUUUUACAUUCAAAAAGCAAACAGCCCAAGAUCCGAAGUAUAAAGUGCAAACAUAAAGAAAAUCCAGUUGUAGUGGAACCUCCAGUUACAAAUGAGGACUGCAGUUUGAAAUGCUGCUCUUCUGAUACCAAAGGCUCUCCUUUGGCCAGCAUUUCCAAAAGUGGGAAAGUGGAUGGGCUAAAACUACUGAGCAACAUGCAUGAAAAAACCAGGGAUUCAAAUGACAUAGAAACAGCAGUGGUGAAACAUGUUCUGUCAGAGUUGAAGGAACUCUCUUAUAGAUCCUUAAGUGAAGAUGUGAGUGACUCUGGAACAUCAAAGCCAUCAAAACCAUUACUUUUUUCUCCUUCCUCGGGUCAGAAUCAUAUACCUAUUGAACCAGAUUACAAAUUCAGUACAUUGUUAAUGAUGUUAAAAGAUAUGCAUGAUAGUAAGACUAAGGAGCAGCGGUUAAUGACUACUCAGAACUUGGUCUCUUAUCGGAGUCCUGGUCUUGGAGACUGUUCUACGAGUAGUCCUGUAGGUGCAUCUAAGGUCUUGGUUUCAGGAAGCUCCACUCACAGUUCAGAAAAAAAUGGAGAUGGCAUUCAGAACCCAGUCCGUCCUAGUCCUAGUGGGGGUGACCCUACAGUGUCUGGAGAGUUGUCUGUAUCUGUACCGGGCUUAGUGUCUGACAGAAGAGACGUCCCUGCUUCUGGUAAAAGUCGCUCAAACUGUGUUACUAGGCGCAACUGUGGGCGGUCAAAACCAUCAUCUAAACUGCGAGAUAGUUUUUCAGUCCAGAUGGGAAAGAACACAUUGAACCGUAAAGCCUUAAAGACCGAGCGCAAAAGAAAACUCAACCGACUUCCAGCUGUAACUCUUGAUGCUGCACUGCCGGGAGACAGAGCAAGUGGGGUUGCAGAGAAUGGUUCCUCAAGAGGUGGGCUAGAGGACCCUGGUAAAGAGGAACCUCUUCAGUUAAUGGGCCAUUUAACAAGUGAAGACAGUCCCCAUUUUUCUAGUGUUCAUUUUGAUAAAGUCAAGCAGUCUGACCCUGAUAAAAUUCCUGAUAAAGUCUCCUCUUUUGAAAACAGAAAAGGCCCAGAGGUGGAUACUGAAAUGAACAGUGAGAAUGAUGAACCCAAUGGUGUAAAUCAAGCGGUGCCUAAAAAGCGGUGGCAGCGUUUAAACCAAAGGCGCACUAAACCUCGUAAGCGCACUAGCAGAUUUAGGGAGAAGGAAAACUCUGAGGGUACCUUUGGGGUUUUGCUUCCUGCUGACCCCGUAAAGAAGGGGGAUGAGUUCCCAGAGCAUAGACCUCCUACGUCAGCAAACAUACUGGAGGAUACGCUGGCAGAUCCAAAUCAUGCCAGCUGCUUAGAUGCAGUUGGACCACGGUUGAAUGUUUGUGAUAAAUCCAGUGCCAGCAUUGAAGAGAUGGAAAAAGAGCCGGGAAUUCCCAGUUUGACACCCCAGCCUGAGCUCCCUGAACCAGCUGUGCGGUCAGAGAAGAAACGCCUUAGGAAGCCAAGCAAGUGGCUUCUGGAGUAUACAGAAGAAUAUGAUCAGAUAUUUGCUCCUAAGAAAAAACAAAAGAAGGUGCAGGAACAGGUGCACAAGGUAAGUUCCCGCUGUGAAGAGGAAAGCCUUUUAGCCCGAUGUCGAUCUAGUGCUCAGAACAAGCAGGUGGAUGAGAAUUCUUUGAUUUCAACCAAAGAAGAGCCUCCAGUUCUUGAAAGGGAGGCUCCAUUUUUGGAAGGGCCCUUGGCUCAGUCAGAACUUGGAGGUGGACAUGCUGAGUUGCCACAGCUGACCUUGUCUGUGCCUGUGGCUCCGGAAGUCUCUCCACGGCCUGCCCUUGAGUCUGAGGAAUUGCUAGUUAAAACACCAGGAAAUUAUGAAAGUAAACGUCAGAGAAAACCAACUAAGAAACUUCUCGAAUCCAAUGACUUAGACCCUGGAUUUAUGCCCAAGAAAGGGGAUCUUGGCCUUUCUAAAAAGUGUUAUGAAGCCGGUCACUUGGAGAACAACAUUAAUGAAUCACGUGCUGCAUCUCAUUCUAAAGAGUAUGGUGGAGGCACUACCAAGAUAUUUGAUAAACCAAGGAAGCGAAAACGACAGAGGCAUACUAUAGCCAAGGUGCACUGUAAAAAAAUGAAAAAUGAUGAUUCAUCAAAAGAAACUCCAACCUCAGAGGGAGAACUGAUGACACACAGAACAGCUGCAAGCCCCAAGGAGACUGUUGAGGAGGGUGUAGAGAAUGAUCAUGGGAUGCCAGCAUCUAAAAAGCUGCAGGGCGAACGAGGUGGAGGAGCUGCACUCAAGGAGAACGUUUGUCAGAACUGUGAGAAACUGGGUGAGCUGCUGUUAUGUGAGGCUCAGUGCUGUGGGGCUUUCCACCUGGAGUGCCUUGGAUUAACUGAGAUGCCGAGAGGAAAAUUUAUCUGCAAUGAAUGUCGCACAGGAAUCCAUACCUGUUUUGUUUGUAAGCAGAGUGGGGAAGAUGUCAAAAGGUGCCUUUUGCCCUUGUGUGGAAAGUUUUACCAUGAAGAAUGUGUCCAGAAGUAUCCACCCACUGUCAUGCAGAACAAGGGCUUCCGGUGCUCCCUCCACAUCUGUAUAACCUGUCAUGCUGCUAAUCCAGCCAGUGUUUCUGCAUCUAAAGGUCGUCUGAUGCGCUGUGUCCGCUGCCCUGUGGCAUACCAUGCCAAUGACUUUUGCCUGGCUGCCGGGUCGAAGAUUCUUGCAUCUAAUAGUAUCAUCUGCCCUAAUCACUUUACACCUAGGCGGGGCUGCCGAAAUCAUGAGCAUGUUAAUGUUAGCUGGUGUUUUGUAUGCUCAGAAGGAGGCAGUCUUUUGUGCUGUGAUUCUUGCCCUGCUGCUUUUCAUCGGGAGUGCCUGAACAUUGAUAUCCCUGAAGGAAACUGGUAUUGCAAUGAUUGUAAGGCAGGCAAAAAGCCACAUUACAGGGAAAUUGUCUGGGUAAAAGUUGGACGAUACAGGUGGUGGCCAGCUGAGAUCUGCCAUCCUCGAGCUGUACCUUCCAAUAUUGAUAAGAUGAGACAUGAUGUGGGCGAGUUCCCUGUGCUCUUCUUUGGGUCUAAUGACUAUCUGUGGACACAUCAGGCCCGAGUCUUUCCCUAUAUGGAGGGGGAUGUGAGCAGCAAGGAUAAGAUGGGCAAAGGAGUGGAUGGGACAUAUAAAAAAGCUCUUCAGGAAGCUGCAGCAAGGUUUGAGGAGUUAAAGGCCCAGAAAGAGCUAAGACAGCUGCAGGAAGACCGAAAGAAUGACAAGAAACCGCCGCCUUACAAACAUAUAAAGGUGAACCGUCCUAUUGGCAGGGUACAGAUUUUCACUGCAGACUUGUCCGAAAUUCCCCGUUGCAACUGUAAAGCUACUGAUGAUAACCCCUGUGGGAUAGACUCUGAGUGCAUCAAUCGCAUGCUGCUCUAUGAGUGCCACCCCACAGUGUGUCCUGCUGGAGGACGCUGCCAAAAUCAGUGCUUCACUAAGCGCCAGUAUCCAGAGGUUGAAAUUUUCCGCACAUUACAGAGGGGCUGGGGUCUCCGGACAAAAACAGAUAUUAAAAAGGGUGAAUUUGUGAAUGAGUAUGUGGGUGAGCUAAUAGAUGAAGAAGAGUGCAGAGCUCGAAUUCGUUAUGCCCAAGAACAUGACAUCACUAAUUUCUAUAUGCUUACUCUGGACAAAGACCGGAUCAUUGAUGCUGGUCCCAAAGGAAACUAUGCUCGGUUCAUGAAUCAUUGCUGCCAGCCCAACUGUGAAACACAGAAAUGGUCUGUGAAUGGAGAUACCCGUGUUGGUCUUUUUGCCCUGAGUGACAUUAAAGCAGGCACUGAACUUACCUUCAACUACAACCUAGAAUGUCUUGGGAAUGGAAAGACUGUUUGCAAAUGUGGAGCCCCAAACUGCAGUGGCUUUUUGGGUGUAAGGCCAAAGAAUCAACCCAUUGCCACAGAAGAAAAGUCAAAGAAAUUCAAGAAGAAGCAACAGGGAAAGCGCAGGACCCAGGGUGAAAUCACGAAGGAGAGAGAGGAUGAAUGUUUCAGCUGUGGGGAUGCUGGCCAGCUCGUCUCCUGUAAGAAGCCAGGCUGCCCGAAGGUUUACCACGCUGACUGUCUAAAUCUAACCAAGCGACCAGCAGGGAAAUGGGAGUGUCCUUGGCAUCAGUGUGACAUCUGUGGGAAGGAAGCAGCCUCCUUCUGUGAGAUGUGUCCCAGCUCCUUUUGUAAGCAGCAUCGGGAAGGGAUGCUCUUCAUCUCCAAAUUGGAUGGGCGUUUGUCUUGUACUGAGCAUGACCCGUGUGGGCCCAACCCUCUGGAACCUGGGGAGAUCCGUGAGUAUGUGCCUCCCCCAGUACCGCUGCCUCCAGGCCCAGGCACUCACCUGGCAGAGCAUUCAUCAGGAGUGGCUGCUCAGGGGCCCAAGAUGUUGGAUAAGCUGCCUGCUGACACCAACCAGACACUGUCACUGUCCAAAAAAGCUCUGGCAGGGACUUGUCAGAGACCACCGCUUCCUGAAAGACCUUCUGACAGAACUGACUCCAGGGCCCAACCUGUAGAUAGGGUCAGGGACCUUGCUGGGUCAGGGACCAAACCCCAAUCCUUGGUAUCCAGCCAGAAGCCAUUGGACAGGCCACCUGCAGUGGCAGGACCAAGACCCCAACUAUCGGACAAACUCUCUUCAGUGACUGGAGUAAGCUCCUCAACCUCAGUCAGGUCCCAACCACUGGAAAGACCUCUGGGGACAGCUGACUCAAGGCUGGAUAAAUCCAUAGGUGCUGCCAGCCCAAGGCCCCAGUCACUGGAGAAAACCCCAGUCCCUGCUGGCCUGAGACUUCCACAACCAGACAGACUGCUAGUCAGCAGCAGUCCCAAACCUCAGACUUCAGACAGGCCCUCUGACAAAUCCCAUGCUUCUUUGUCCCAGAGACUCCCACCUCCUGACAAAGUACUAUCAGCUGUGGUCCAGACCCUGGUAGCUAAAGAAAAAGCGCUGAGGCCCGUGGACCAGAAUACUCAGUCAAAAAAUAGAGCUGCUUUGGUCAUGGAUCUCAUAGACCUGACUCCUCACCAGAAAGAACGGGCUACUUCACCUCAUGAGGUCACACCACAGGUUGAUGAGAAGAUGCCAGUGUUGGAGUCAAGCUCGUGGACUGCCAGCAAAGGUCUGGGGCAGAUGCCGCGAGCUGUAGAGAGAGGCAGUGUGUCAGAUCCUGUCCUUCAGCCACCGGGGAAAGCAGCAGUCCCUUCGGAGCACUCCUGGCAACCAGUUAAAUCACUCACCCAGGCCAGACUUCUCUCUCAGCCCCCUGCCAAGGCUUUUUUAUAUGAGCCAACAACUCAGGCCUCAGGAAGAGCACCGGCAGGGGUGGAGCAGACGCCAGGGCCUCCCAGCCAAGCACCAGGCCUGGUGAAGCAGGUGAAGCAGAUGGCUGGAGGCCAGCAACUACCUGGACUUGCUGCCAAGAGUGGGCAGUCCUUCAGGCCUCUUGGGAAGGCCCCAUCCUCCUUCUGUACUGAAGAGAAGAAGUUGGCAACUGCAGAGCAGAGUCCCUGGGCCCUGGGAAAGGCCUCACCAGGGCCAGGACUCUGGCCCAUGGUGGCUGGACAGACAAUAUCGCCAUCUUGCUGGUCCUCUGGGAGCACACAGACAUUGGCACAGACUUGCUGGUCUCUUGGAAGAGGGCAAGACCUUAAACCAGAGCAAAAUACACUUCCAGCUCUUAACCAGGCUCCUUCCAGUCACAAGUGUGCAGAGUCAGAACAGAAGUAAUAUGAGUAAAUGUCACAUGACCAGACCAGCUGCCCCCAGGGUUCUUGGGGAACGGAAAUCCUCUUUCUUUUCCCCUCUUAAAAAACAGACCCCAACACUUUUCCACUGUUACUCUUUCCUUAUAUCCCAACACUCAGAACUCUUGUGAUAUUAGCCAGUGGGGGCAUGUGGUUGUGUAAACCAUGUAUGGAAAUCCAAGUGGGCCCCAGCCAAGGAGACAGACAGACUUGGGUCUUUUUCCUCCAACCUUUACACAUGGUAACUUGAAAUAAAAAGUCCACUCUGGA